AUGUGCAUCAAAACACUACCCACCAAUCAAAUCCAACGCUGCGAAGCCUGGAAAGCCGAGGCUCGCCGCGUGGAGGGCAGCUGCUUCAUGUGCCGUUCCAAGCGCAAGGUCUGCAGCAUGGAGGUCGUCGUGCCCGUGGACCGCAGGGCCCUGGAGGCCAGCGACAGGCGUGUGGACCAACACUUUAACGACCUGCUGAGCAGCGCCCCCGGGAAGGCCAGGAAGGCCGAGGAGGCCAAGCAAGCUCGCCGGGACCUCCAGGACCAACAGCGGAAGCAGCAGCAGCAGAAACAGAAACAGAAACAGAAACUUCCCGUAGCACCACCGAAAAGGCCAGCACGGCCGCCGCCGGCCCUGCAACCGGGCGUCCACGUCGCCACGCAGCAACAACAGCAGGUAAGGUCGACUAAUGGCUACAGUAGCAGCAGCAACAACAACAACAACAACGGGCGGCCGGUUGGACAGCAGCGGAUCGCAAUUCCAAUGUCCAAGUACUCGACCCUGGCCAACGCCAGGCCGUCACCCAUGCCACGGGUUCCGCCACCGCCGCCGCCGCCGACCGCGCCAACUAGACAUAGGCCGACGAGGGAAAGGCGGGCUACGCAGCACCCGGCGGCGGUGGCGCGUAGUGUGUCUCCUGUCGAGGGAUGUCAUCUCAGUACAUUCACGCCGUCGCCUGUAAGUCCCGUAGCUCAAGUCAAGGUUAGGUACGGUAAGUCCUACUUUGACAUGGACUAG
Messenger RNA from Pyricularia grisea, 738 nucleotides. RefSeq lists its product as uncharacterized. The transcript has a single exon. Lineage: Eukaryota; Fungi; Ascomycota; Sordariomycetes; Magnaporthales; Pyriculariaceae. The coding region runs from base 1 to 738 and encodes 245 amino acids. The record is from RefSeq and is a predicted model, not a curated record.